AGUCCGUGGAGCGGCAUCAGAGCAGAGCGGUGCGAGGAGGACGGUGGGGGGAGGGUCACGUGUGUACACACUGUAGGGCUCAGCAGCACUCCAGCAGUAGUAAAGUCUGCAACAGACGGCCCCUUUUCAGAACAAGCCUCGUCCGGAAAGUUGAUAGAUGAAGAGCGAGUCAACCGAAAUGCGGUAAAAACGGUUUGUUAUCGCUCUUUUUAGGCUUUGAGAACGCGGGGAGAGCCGAAGUGUGUAUUUUAGCAUGUCCUGUUUGUCAGAUGAAGCGAUUGAGAAAUGCCAGUGGAAAUGCUACAUCCAAACCCAAUGCCUCCGUAGGUUUGUCACCGAGCCAAAUCUAUACGUUCCCGUCGACCUGUUGAGAGUGCUUGACCUGUGCCAGAGCCCAGCGAUGUGGAUCUGCAUGGUUUACAAUGAGACGGACACCAGCGUGGACUUCCGGCUCUGCCAGGACUUUGGGCUCAUCCUGUCAGUCUUCUCCCUCAUCUACCUCCUGGUGUGCUUCCCCCUGGGGCUGUGCUACAAUGUGCUGCUGGUCGUGGUCAACCUUUCCAACAAGGUGUCCAUGACCAUGCCGGACGUCUACUUCGUCAACAUGGCCAUCGCAGGCCUUGUGCUCAAUGUGGUGGCGCCCGUGGAGCUGCUGAGCUCUACCUUCACCCGCUGGCACGCAUGGGAGUACAACAACGAGGUCUACAUCACCCUCCUCAUCCUCUUCAACAUCUCAUCACUGGUCAUCAUGUACUCCACCACACUGCUCAGUCUGGACUACUACAUAGAGCGAGCGCUGCCUCGCACGUACAUGUCCAGUGUGUACAACACCAAGCACGUGUGCGGGUUCAUCUGGGGCGGCGCCGUGCUCACCAGCUUUUCUUCACUGCUCUUUUACGUGUGUAACCACAUCUCCACAAAGAUGGUAGAAUGCUCCAAAAUGCAGAAUAAGGAGGCGGCGGAUGCCAUCAUGAUGUUCAUCGGCUAUGUGGUUCCAGCUGUGGCUGUUCUUUAUGCCUUUGUGCUCAUUUUGCGCAUCAGGAAGGAGUCCACACCUCUGGAUCAGGACUCCGCUCGCUUGGACCCUUCUAUCCACAGGCUACUGCUAGCCUCAGUCUGUGUUCAGUUUCUACUGUGGACCCCGUACUACAUGACUCUGUUGGUACACACUGUUGCCGGUGCACCGGGGUACACUAGCAACACACAUUACCUACCUACCUAUUAUUUCCUGAGAUGCGUGUCUAAGCUGCUGGCUUUCUCCAGCAGCUUUGCGAUGCCUCUCAUGUACAGGCAGAUGAACAAAAACUUCUCCAACAAGCUUCAGCGGCUGCUCAGGAGGCUGCACUGCAGAGACCAGUCUUGCCCCCAUGAACGCUCAACAGUGCAGCAAGUGGUGACGUGAGAUCAACCCUCCCUCCCCUCUCUCUCUCUCGCGAUCUCCCCGGAAGAUCAGCAAACCCGCACCCCUUCCACCCCCCAUUUCCACCUCAUGGCCUUGCCGGCACUUAUCUUCCCCCCACACACACCCCUACAGAGCCAGUAUCUGACUGAGCUUCCUUGCUGCUCUGGACUGUGUUAAGAGCGACGUAGCUAACUGUGGAAUUUCCUGUCACCUUCCAGAACUUGAUCUGAUCCAUCCUGCUCUGCAGUGAGUGAGAGGACAAACCAAGCAAAAACCACUAAGUGCUAUUAUGUUUGUUUUUUUUUCACAGAGUGAAGCUCUCCACUAAGACACUUCGGCUUCUAGUUUCAGGGCGGUAAAUUUGGCACAAUCAGCCAAUAAGACACUGAUGAAAUAUCCUGUUAGCAAGGGACUCCCAAUCACUAUACCUUUGCACUGGGUGUUGUUCUGUGUUGAAUAUAUUUCCUGCUCACAGCAUGCAAGUUUGGCUAAUACAGAACUGCCUAAAUUUCACUGUAAAGUCUCAAUAUGCUAUGUGAUACGAUUUAUUUUGAUCUUUGUAGCGUUUCCUCCAGCUUUCCCUUAACACACAAGCAGAACCAGUAAGCUAUAAACUUUAAUUAUUGAGUGGAGUUAUUUUGUUUCUUAAGAACUCUGCAGCCCCGCGUUGAUGGAUGGCGACUGGCGUAUCAGCACCCCACCACAGCUAAUGAAUUUGCAUCGUGUGUCAACACGGCAAACCAACAUUUGUGUGAACGGCACUGUUUACUGCCCAAAAGCUAGAGGCCUUGAUCACUUGAAUGAGAAGGCAGCUCUACCUUUACAGAGCUGAAUUUUCCUCUUACUUAAGUGUUUUUAGAGGGAAUCCUCAUUACCAGAGUAAAUAUUCUUUACAUUUCAAAGUACAAUAUUAAUGGUUUCUCCCAGAAGUCGCAGGUUAAUUUCAAAAGGUAUUUUCUUUAUUGCAGCUAGAGGUGGGUGCUGGUAUGAAGAGAUGUUCUCGUUUCAUUUUCAUAGGUUGAGUUCAGAGGUUUUGAUCCACUCACAAGCAUAAAGAGAUUAUUCUUGCAUAUGUCAAGCUCCACACAACAAAUAUUAUAAAAUACCCUUAUACACACCCACACCACUUUUAAGUCACACAGAACUACAUGAAAUGCUUCUAUAAUGCUCAUAUUCAGGGUUCAGACAUAACCGGUAUACCUCGUGUGAUCUCUGCUGAAAUCACGUCACCUGUUCAACCAUAAGCAGUUCAAAUCAUCAGAACUCAUUAUAAAAUCAACUCAUUAGUUUGACCUGAUUGCCUCAGCCCUGUAUGUGAUUUUUGUUAAGAUUUGUUUUGCUUCUGCAGGAAUUACGCAUGCAGAGCCUCACAUAGGGUCAGUGCAGUCCCCGCAGGGUCACAGAAAGGACCCUGAGGAGAUGGCAUGUACAUUCCCUAAACUGCAUGCACACUCAUGAGUGGUUGGGAGGGUUUGUUCAGCGAAAAUGUGUAGCCUGACUGGGUCACACCAGAGGCACUACCAUCAAUUCUCACAAAAGUGUGAAAAGACUCGGCCUGCCAAGCACCUGCAAACAGUGUGUUAGACACAGACAUAGAGUUUGAACUGUAAUGCUGCUCAGACGCAUCACGUAAAUCUGCACAUUAUUGGCAAAGCUACUUUGCUUUCUUGCCUGCCACUUAAUGAAAAUUGAACAGACAAAUCUAAUAGAGAUGAAUCCCCCAGUUAUAAGAUGAACAAUGAAAUGUUAUUGUUCCUGCAUGACAUCUGUGUAUUGCUGCAUUAGUGUAGUUUUUAUUUGCUUUCUGAAUGAAAGGGCCAGUUUAUUAAUCAUCCUGUGAACAGAUACACCGGCAGUGUGGUGGGGAAUUCACUUGAAGAAAAAUGGAAGGUGGACGCACUGUUAUAUCACUCACAGACAACAAUAUAUAAUAAUCACUCAUCUUUGUAGAAGUUUUUAAUUUACACCUUUGUGCACAAUUGUGCUUGGCUUUGACUGUAGGAUAUAACAGACUGGCCAGUGAUGACUGUGGUAUGAAACAGUGUCCAACAAUUUAUUCUUUGCUGCAUAGCCCCACCCUCAUUAUGUGUAUCUACAAUCAGUCAGUGGGAAGUAACUGUUUAUUUUCAUCUGAGACGGUGUUGACAUUAUGUACUACAGUAUGUGCUGCCCCACUUGGGAAAAAAAAGGAAAGAAAAAAAAACUCUUGCAUAUCGUGACACAGUUAAUCAUUAUUUGAACUCAGUUCAAAGUCCUAAUGCCUACUGUUCAUUCAAGAUUGGAAGACAAACAGUAGGACAAGGUCAAAUGAUAAAUGGUUUGAAUCAAAGCUUGUAACGGUCUGAUGGAGGAAAUUUAAGCAACACUUCUUAACAGUGGUGUCCAUUUUAAGCCCAGAAUUGGUGCACUAUACACUGUGAGAGAUUCCAGUUGUGUCCACAUUGAUGUUUACCAAAAACUAAAUUAUUAUUUAAUCAUUAGUUCCAACAAUGACACUUGAAUUAUAGUGAACAGAGUUGAAUUUGUCAAUUUUACAUUCAUUUCAUGUAAACUAAUCUGACCACAAACACUCAACAAAACUCAAAAUAUGCUAUUUUGAUAAUAAAAAAAUGUAAAGUAGUUUUAAAUUUCCAUCUGCAUCUGAAUCAGCAUCAAACCACAGAAAGUGAAUGACAAUCAUGCUGGGUUUUUUUGUUGUUUGUUUGUUUGUUUUUCUUUUUCCAGAAAAGCUAAUCAGAAGUCAUUUCCAUUUAACUUUACCAUAUUGCUGCAGCACCACCUUGAGGCAAAAUAGUUUUGCAAGUUUGCUUGGAGUUGAUUUGUGCAUGUGUCAUCUAAAUUUGGUUGCUAUUACACAAUACAUUCAAGAGUUAGAGCAGUUUAUGUAAAGAGGGCCUCACUUUAAGCAUGAAGUUCUAAGCAGUUUUCCUUAGUCCAUGCUUUUAUUUUUAAAAUUUUGCCGAAAUACAUCACAGCGUUUUUGAAAUAUCUUUCAAAGUAAGAGAUGUGGCCUAACAUCAUGGCUGAGGUUAUAAUUAGCAGUCACCACAAAUUGACUGACUGCACGAUAUUCACACCCAGCAGCUAAAGAUUGAUCAAAGUGGGCUCCAAAUCACACCCAACUCAGAUGACUCCUCUGUCUGUCUGGGUUUGGUUUGUUAUUUCAGCGGGGCCGUAAUCUCACAUCAGUGCAAAGAAAUUGGGAGUGAUAAUCACCGAGUUUAGUUAAAUUGCUGAGACAGGCCAUGCAUGAAAACACCCUCAGAGUUCUCGUGUUUCGAAUGUAUGCAGGUGCAUUUUAGCUAUUUGAACGGCAAAACCUCAAAAGUCCAGAUGAAUCCACUUUCAGAUGUGAUGCUUCUUUUGUGACUGUGUAUGCAAGUGUAAAUGUAUAAUACAGAAUAAUGUGUAUAUAUUGUAUGUGAGAGAUUUACAGGAAGAUACCAUGCUCUUUCAACAAAAAAAGUACAGUAUUAUUUUCAGAGAGAUAUAUUUAGAUUCUGUAAGUAAUCUACUCAACUGUCAACUGAGUCAAAGACUGAUUAAACAAUAAACUAACA
Messenger RNA from Lates calcarifer (barramundi perch), 4962 nucleotides. RefSeq names its product G protein-coupled receptor 146 (gene gpr146). Gene Ontology annotation, molecular function: G protein-coupled receptor activity. The transcript is spliced from 2 exons. Bases 254 to 1402 code for a protein of 382 amino acids. Gene Ontology annotation, biological process: G protein-coupled receptor signaling pathway. NCBI's taxonomy places the organism in Eukaryota, Metazoa, Chordata, Actinopteri, Centropomidae. Gene Ontology annotation, cellular component: membrane. The record is from RefSeq and is a predicted model, not a curated record.